ACGAGAUUGCGUUGAAAUGAUCAACUGCGAGGAUAUUUGCAGAUGCUGCUGGUCAGGACAUCGACGAGAUAUCAAUCGCUUGAAAUUCUGCAAUUUAAGGAGUAAAAAAGUAUAAUUUUCAAAACCAAAAAGAAAUCAUGAUCAGCAGACAAUCUGGCAUUGACGACGAUUUGUACGGAGGAUACAAUGAUUAUCCUUCGAUAUAUAAUACUAAGGAUUUGGACGAGGAUAGUGUGUUCCAAGAGGCUGUUCAGAUGAGUAACUACCGAAAAAAUAUUAUGACCCCGAAAAUACCUGGAACAGCAAUGAGACUGGGAACAUCUUCGGGGUUUCAUCGCACUGGAACUGGUUUAAUAAGUCGUCCGCCAACAGGACCUCGUCCUAUGACAGCAGUGCGGGGCGUAGGUUACACGCGUUCUCGUCAAGUGACAUUCGAUCCUCUGAAUAUGGGGAACACUUCCAGGGGUCCAGCGCCUCCCCUGGAAUCGGGGAAAGAAGAUACUCCCGAAGAGAAAAUAAAAUCAGCUGAGCGUAAAAUAAUGGAUUUGAUUGAAAGCUCUGUGGAAGCAGCACUCGGUGAAAACAUGAGAGUGGCAUUAGAACGGGCCAGAGAAGCUUCAUCCAGAGAAAGAGUCUUAAUUCGUCUUCAGGAACAGGCUGGUCUCAGUGACAGCCACAAUGUCGACUUGACCCUAGCAGUUUUAUUCAAUUUAGCAACCCAAUAUACUAAUAAUGAGAUGUACACAGAAGCCAUUGCCACUUAUCAAGCAAUCACUAGAAAUCGAAUGUUCAGUCACAGUGCACGACUUAAAGUAAAUGUGGGUAAUAUAUAUGUAAAAAUUGGACAGCUGUCGCAAGCUAUUAAAAUGUAUAGAAUGGCGUUUGAUCAGGCUCCGACUGCUCAAAAAGAUUUGAGGAUUAAAAUCACACAUAAUAUUGGAAUGGUAUUGGUGCGAAUGGGAAGACUUGAAGAAGCUGUGAAUAGUUUUGAAUGGGUCAUGAAAGAGAAAUCGGAAUUCAAAGCUGGAUUACAUGCAAUUUUGUGUCAUUUUGCAUUGAGUCAUCGGGAUAAGAUGAAACGAGGAUUUCUGGAAUUGCUGGAAGUACAGUUGAAUAUUGAUCAAGAAGAUAAAUACACCAUCACCACUGAUGAUGUUGCUGCAAACAUUUUGAAUGAAGUGAUUAGAAACGAUGAAUUAUCAAAAUUGGAAACGACAAUGCAGUUCGACGCAGAAAAAACCAUUUUAACAGCUGCCAAACUUAUUGCUCCUGUCAUUGAGGACACUUUGGCUGCAGGAUUUGCCUGGUGCGUAGACACAAUGAAAUCCUCAGCAUACAGUUCUCUGGCUGCAGAUCUGGAGAUAAACAAAGCAAUGGUAUUUCUGUACAAUCGAGAAACCGGAUUGGCAAUCGAUACGCUGAAAAUGUUCGAAAAUCGUGACUCGAAGGCCAACAGUUCAGCAUCUACCAUGCUAUCAUUCAUUAGUUUUCUGCAAGGAGACUAUGAACAGGCGGAAAAAUAUGCAGAGGCAGCGAGAAAAGUUGACAGUUACAAUGCAGCGGCGUACGUUAAUCUAGCUGCUGUCGCAAUUAGGAGGAAUGAGUUGGAAAGAGCCCGAGAAUUAUUACUUUGCGCUCUUGACAGUGACGCGAGUCAUGUGCAAGCACUUUAUAAUUUAGGACUGGUUUACAAACGACAAGGAUGGUACGAAGAAGCUCUCGAAUGUUUCUGGAAACUGCGAAAUAUCGUACGAUAUGACCCACAAACGGUAUAUCAAAUCGGCCGCUUGUAUGAGCUGAUAAAAGACCUGGAUCAAGUUGCAGAAUGGUACAAUCAAUUAUUGACUAUAAUGCCGUCUGACCCCGGGGUGCUUCGAAAAUUGGGAGAAAUGUACGAUAAUUUAGGAGAUAGACAGCUGGCCUUCCAACAUUACCAUGACUCGUAUCGGUUUUAUCCAGCGAAUUUCGACGUCAUUGAAUGGCUUGGGUCUUAUUACAUCGGAAUGCAAGUCGCUGAAAAAGCUCUACCUUAUUUUGGGAGAGCAGUAGAACUGGCGCCCGAUCAACCCCGUUGGCGGUUACUGGUUGCAACUUGUCUCAGGAGAAAAGGAGAAUUUCAUAAAGCUCUUGAAGAGUACCAAGCUAUUCAUCGAAAAUUUCCAGAAAAUAUUGAGUGUUUGAAGUUUUUGAUUCGAUUAUGCAGCGAUCUGGGAAUGAAGGAAGCCCAAGGGUAUGUUGCAGAGUUGAAAAGAGCGGAAAGAUCCAAAGAAUUGAAAGAGAGACAGAGUUCUGCAAGACCUGGAACUACUGGAAGCGGUUCAAGACGUAGUAACAGUGGUAAUUCAUCUCGAGGAGGAUCUGGAAUGAGCAUACAGUCAGACAAUCGUUCGAGUCCAAUCACUAUCCGGAGGGAGCUUCGUUCAUCUCUCAGUGGUGGGCCAUCUCGAUUCAAUCGUUUAAGUAUUCUGGAUGGUUACGAAAACAAUACACCAGAGUCUCAGAAUGAUAUGAAUUAUAACGAUCCCGUUGGCCCACUGCCAGUAAGACCAAUGACAGCAGCGGGCAAAAGAGAUGAUGACUUCGGUGAUGAGGAACUUGGUGACGACCUUUUGCCAGUGUGAAUCCGCCAUCGCAUCAGGUUACCCAGUAAUACUAGUAAAACUAGUAGAUCCAGAAUUUGUUAUUAUUAUCUUCUACUUCGACUUUGCUAUGUUCUAAUGUCAAUGGAUUGUAAAAUAUGUAGGAGGCUGAGGAACAAUUAAAUCAACAUAGAACUUC
Diachasmimorpha longicaudata is the source of this 2778-nucleotide messenger RNA. It is a transcript of the gene nompB, whose product is annotated as intraflagellar transport protein 88 homolog. The record is from RefSeq and is a predicted model, not a curated record. The transcript has 13 exons. Gene Ontology annotation, cellular component: non-motile cilium; ciliary base; centriole. Bases 138 to 2621 code for a protein of 827 amino acids. NCBI's taxonomy places the organism in Eukaryota, Metazoa, Arthropoda, Insecta, Hymenoptera, Braconidae. Gene Ontology annotation, biological process: intraciliary transport; non-motile cilium assembly. Gene Ontology annotation, molecular function: kinesin binding.